AUGGCGUACCGUAGGAAUCCCACAGGUGGAGAAAUGGAUCGUAACUGGGCUGGUGAUGAUCGUGGGUUUCAUGGUAUGGAUCGGGGUUAUGGACCAAGAGGUGUGGAUUUUCCCCCGGGUUACAAUAAUGGUGGUAAUUACCAAGAUGUUCCACCACAUUGGAAUGAACAUCGUGAGGAUGGUCCUUACCAACAACACAGGAAUAUGAGUGAGAAUUACAACAGCAGGAGAGGCGGUGGUAAUCACCAAAAUGUUGCAGUCCGUGGAAGAGAGUAUAAUAGUUCCACGUCUCAGCAGACAGCGCCACGUUCUAACAGCGCAGAGGCUACUGAAAAACCUGGCUUUGUUAAUAAUGUGCGUCAGUCUGGAAGAGGUGGGGACGAUAUUCACAGGAAGCAGGAGAGCGAAAGACUUGGCGCCGGAAAAGAUCAGACUCAAAAUUCUAGAGAUGAUAAUCAAGCCAUUGCUGAUGAGAAUGGGGCGCAGAAUCAAUGGAAUCAAAAUGAGCAAGACACCCUGCCUCAAGAACUACAGGAGGAUAAUGGUGCUGAAUCGUGGAAACCAUUGGAGGAGACAGUUGACAUUACAAAAGUAAAACAGGAACCAGAAGAUAUGGAUGUUGAUAAGCAGCCUCAGACAAGUAGAGAUAAUGCUGUUGAAGAUGAAGAUGAGGAUGAGAAAACAAAGGCAAUCAAGAAGCUUCCUGUCACCCACGCAAGAGGUUUAAUGAGCACACUUAUUGGAUUAAUUGGACCGGAGGCUCAAAACAAGAAACCUGAACCAUUACCUCCACCAAGACCUAUGAAAUUGGAAGACGAUAUUCAGAAGUAUCUAGGUCCAGCCAAACACAGUUCUACACAUGCAACAUCUACCAUAAGUGAGUCGGCAUUUCUGGAAAAUGGCAUCACUGCGAGCAUGUUGGCGGAAGCAAACAUGGAAAUUAACUACGAUGACAGAAACUUGUUUCCAGAAGACAUUGGACGGGAUACAUCAAGACCUGAAUUUUACUGCAAGCUGUGCCAGAAGCAGAUGACUUCACUUGGAAAUUUCCGGGACCACCUCAAUGGCAAAAGUCAUAAAUCAAUGCUCGAAGCCGCCAAGAUGGGCACCAAGAAGCUCCCAAAAGGAAAGAAGAAGGCUGUGAAACCUGUGUCUGAACUUGGACAGAAGUCUGUGUGUCUGGAUGUUGUUGAAGGUGCAACAGAACCUAUUUUAGGUUUAUCUUUCAUCACGGAGUACCACAGUGUCACUGGAGUAGUUUGUGUCUGCAACCUUUGUUCUGUGAAGUUUGACCAAAAUAUUGUCGUCUCCCAUACAACUGGCUGUAAACACAGGUUACGCUAUAUGAGGGAGAAGAAUCCUGCUGUCUAUGUGCAUCUGAAAAAAUUUGGUGGCAAGAAGUCACAGCUGACAACAUUCCUUAGUGAUAUUUGUGUUGGAGUGGAAAAAGAGGAUGGUCGUGGAACUCCAGCCAUUAAGGUAUACCACCCUGACAGGAUGGAUGAGGAGGAAGAUUCAUUGAAUCGGGAUGAAUAUGAGAACAGGCGAUUGAUAAAUCAAGCCGUUAAAAAAGCAAAUGUGGAUGAUAAGGAUCUUGAAUCUGUUGACUUCCAGGACUGGGUUAAUAGAGAAAUGAGGAGGUCUAAAGAACUGAAUGAAUCACAGAAGCGGUCACCUUCCCCAGGAAUUGGAGACAAUGGCAAAUCUGCUAAUCGAUCAG
Candidula unifasciata is the source of this 1720-nucleotide messenger RNA. The record is from the annotation of a GenBank genome assembly. Lineage: Eukaryota; Metazoa; Mollusca; Gastropoda; Stylommatophora; Geomitridae.